Messenger RNA from Corticium candelabrum, 3378 nucleotides. Its product is annotated as RNA polymerase-associated protein CTR9 homolog. Gene Ontology annotation, biological process: regulation of DNA-templated transcription; transcription elongation by RNA polymerase II. The coding region runs from base 54 to 3305 and encodes 1083 amino acids. Gene Ontology annotation, cellular component: Cdc73/Paf1 complex. Gene Ontology annotation, molecular function: RNA polymerase II complex binding. NCBI's taxonomy places the organism in Eukaryota, Metazoa, Porifera, Homoscleromorpha, Homosclerophorida, Plakinidae. The record is from RefSeq and is a predicted model, not a curated record. The transcript is spliced from 25 exons.
UGCAAGUUGUCUUCCAAAGACAUCUGACAGAUUCCCGUAUAAUGUGAUGUCUGAUGGCAGAAGGAGAAUCACGAGGCCCAACAAUCGAAAUUCCUUUGAGAGGAGAAGAAGAGGUUAUUGAACUCGAUCUUGACACUUUGCCGGAUGGUACAGAAGUGUUGAGUAUACUGAAGAAUGAACGCGCACCUCUCAACAUUUGGCUCACGUUAGCGCAACAUUACUACAAGCAAGGAAAAGAUGAAGAAUUUGUGAGAAUUCUCGAAGCAUCGAGAAGCGAUGCCGACGUUCAGUAUCAAGGUCACGAGAACGACCAGAUGACGGCACUCGAUACUCUCGCUGCGUACUACGUCCAACUGGCAAGACAGGAAAAGAACAAAGAUGCCAAGAAGGAUCACUUUACUCAAGCGACUAUCCUUUACACAUUGGCCGACAAGAUCAUCAUGUAUGACCAGAAACAUUUGCUUGGACGGGCAUACUUUUGUUUGCUGGAGGGCGAUAAAAUGGAUCAGGCUGAGGCUCAGUUUAACUUCGUGUAUGCUCAGAAGUCCGAUUGUAUUCCUGCCAUUCUCGGCAAAGCUUGUAUUGCAUUUAAUCGCAAGGAUUAUAGAACGGCUUUGAGUUUAUACAAGAAAGCUUUGAGGGAAAGACCGAGGAACUGUCCUGCUGGUGUUAGGAUGGCAAUGGGUCACUGUUUUGAUCGGUUGGGACACACUGAGAAGGCAAAGAUGGCUUUCGAACGUGCUUAUCAACUAGAUCCUCGAAACAUUGGUGCUCUUGUUGGUUUGGCUAUUCUGAAAUUUAACAGCAAAGAAGCUGACAGCAUCAAGACAGGAGUACAGCUACUAUCAAGAGCUUACUCAAUUGAUGAAGGUUCCCCAAUGGUGCUCAACCACCUUGCCAAUCAUUUCUUUUUCAAAAAGGAUUAUGGACGAGUGAGACACUUGGCAAUGCAUGCUUUUCAUAACACAGAAAAUGAGCACAUGCAAGCCGAAAGUUGUUAUCAGUUGGCUCGUUCGUUUCAUGUGCAGAGUGACUUUGACCAAGCGUUCCAGUACUAUUAUCAGUCGGCCCAAUUUGCUUCAUCAAGUUUUAUCUUGCCUCAGUUUGGUCUUGGUCAGAUGUACAUUGCUCGUAAAGAUUAUGAAAAUGCUGCAGUGUGUUUUGAGAAAGUGCUGAAAGCUCAGCCAGACAAUUACGAAACAGUGAAAAUCCUUGGUUCGUUGUAUGCCAAUUCGUCGAAUCCACACAAGAAAGAUGUAGCUAAGAGUUACUUACAAAGGGUAGCUGACCAAUUUCCUGACGAUGUGGAAGCUUGGAUCGAAUUGGCUGGUGUUCUUGAGCAAUCUGAUAUUUCAGCUUCACUACAUGCAUACCAAACAACAGUCAAAAUUCUAAGAAGCAAAGUGAAGGUCGACGUCCCACCUGAAAUUCAUAACAAUAUUGCCUCGUGCCUGUUUCGAUUGGAAAGAUACCACGAGUGUAAGGAACAUUAUGAACUGGCUCUUCAGAGAGCACGACAAGAGAGGAAACAAGAUGAAGCCUAUUACAGUGCAAUAUCAGUAACAACUACAUACAACAUGGCGAGGCUUCACGAAGCCUUGCAUGAAUAUGACAAAGCUGAACUUUUAUAUAAGAAUAUUUUAAGAGAACAUCCAAGCUACGUUGACUGCUACUUGAGACUUGGUUGCAUGGCUAGAGACAAGGAACAGAUUUUUGAAGCAUCUGACUGGUUUCAGGAGGCUUUGCACAUCAACCAGGAUCAUCCUGAUGCUUGGACUCUGAUUGGCAACCUCCAUAUGGUGAAGCAGGAAUGGGGACCUGCACAGAAGAAAUUCGAACGUAUUCUGAAACAACUGGGAACAAGCCAUGACCCGUAUGCUCUUCUUGCACUCGGUAAUAUUUGGCUCCAGACAUUGCAUCAUCCGAUUCCGGAUAAAGAAAAGGAGAAACGGCACCAAGAUCGAGCUUUCAGUCUCUACAAGCAGGUGUUGAGGGCAGAUCCUAAGAAUCUUUUUGCUGCCAAUGGGAUUGGAGCAGUUCUUGCACAGAAGGGUUAUACACAAGAAGCCAGAGACAUUACAGCUCAGGUUCGUGAAGCCACUGCCGAGGUACCUGAUGUUUGGCUCAAUUUAGCUCAUCUCUAUGUGGAGCAGUACCAAUACACAAGUGCCAUUCAAAUGUAUGAAAACGCACUCAUCAAAUUCUUCAACUGGCAUAACACGGAAGUAAUGUUGUACUUAGCAAGAGCAUACAGUAAGGCGGGCAAGCUAUCCCAGUGCAGAAAUGUGCUGGUAAAGGCAAGGCACAUAGCACCUCAUGAUCACAUCUUGUUGUUCAACUUGGCAUUGGUUAUGCAGCGAUAUGCUAUGUCCAUGUUGAAGGAAAUGAAGUGUGGUCUGAAAGAAGUGACAGGUGCCGUCAAGGAACUUGAAACAGCUCAAAAGUACUUUGCUCAUUUGAGUAAACAUGGUGAUAAGACGAAAUUUGAACUGCAACAUGCUCAUGCUGAAGCAAAAAUUUGUGCCGACUUGCUGAGCCAGGCUCAGCAUCGUGUUGCUCGAGCUCGGAAACAGGAUGAAGAGGAGCGAGCUUGGCGUCUCAAGCAGGAAGAAGAACGUGAGAUUCUGAAACGCAAACACUUGGAAGAAGAGGCUGAAAAAGCACGUCUAAAGAUGGAGGAAGCUCAGUCCAAAGAGGAGCAACGCCAGCAGUUUGUUGAAAGGACAAGGCGGUUGCUAGAAUUUCAUGAAGAGCCACAGCCAAGGAAAGCGGGCAAGAAAUCAAAGCAGACGGGUGAGAUUUACAGUGGAGAUGAAGACGAUUCUGCACCCAAAAAGAAACGAGGAAAAUCAUCAAAGACUACUGAUAUGGUUGAAAGUAGCAGUAGUGGGGAUGAAGUUUCUCAAGAAGCACCUAAACCAAAGAAACGUUCAAGAAAACGUCAGUCAAAGAGUGAGGAUGGUGGCCAGGCAAAGAAGCGACGUUCAUCUGAACAAACAAAGAAGCCUCAAGGAAAGCGUUCAAAGAAGGGAGGGAAACGUGUUGUUUCUAAACCUGAAUUGUCAACUUCUGAUGAAAGCUCUGAUGAAGAUCACGCAGAGAAGCUUGUUAUUGCUAAUGAAAGUGGUUCUGAACAAGAACAACAAGAUCAAGAGGAUGAAGAAGAAGCAGUUGCCACACCGUCUGAAUCAGGACAGAGUGAAGAUGAAGAACAGUCUGGAAAGUCUAAUGCUGAGAAAUCUGAAGAAGACAAUCCACCUACACCUGAAGCUGCUGCUGAAGACAAUAAAGAGGACGGUGACUAAGUGACAUUAUCUUCUUUGCAUGACAUAUUUAUAACUUGGUAUUGAAAAGGAUUUAAUACAUACAGUGUGUUGA